GACGAUGUGUUGGCGGAUCCAUAAUUAAGAAUGAACUUUACUUUAGGUUUAUCUAAUCUGUGGCGGAUCUGUAAUCGCCAAUCGGUGGCCUCUUACAAAUAAAAAUAUAUUAUAUCAACGACUAGACGAGUCAUCAAUUUUUACAAUAUGGUAGCCGAUGUUUUCUAGAAAGAAAUACACAGCUGGCCGAACAAACCGGCAGACAUUUUGUAGUUAUUACGAGUUGCUGAUAUCCUUUCUAUUUAUUUUGUUAUAGAAUAUAGAAGGCUGAAGGCCUAUUCUAGGUAAAUGAGCCGAAAGCUGCACCACGCGCGCAGAGCUGUCGAACGGUUACCAAACGGCGGUUACCGCUAUUACCUUGGCUUUCCCUUGUUGGCAGUUGGCACUUGGCAAUUCAGUUUAUCACGUUCGUGCGACACGAUACGUUUUUGACUUCUUCCUCUGAAAAAAAUUUCUUGGUGCUUACUAUUUAGUUUUACGAUCGUGUUUGUCCCAAUGUUUCAUCCCGAUUGUGUUUGUUUUGCCCUUGGGAUUUAGACCAGUCGGCCGUUUAUUUCAAGCAAAUCCACACGAACAUUGAAUUAUGUCGGUAGUUCUCGAAACUACUAUAGGAGACUUGACAAUUGAUCUGUUCACAGAAACAAGACCUCACUCAUGCAAAAACUUUUUGAAAUUAUGCAAAAUUAAGUACUACAAUUUUUGCUUGUUCCAUCACAUUGAAGCAAACUUUGUUGCACAGACGGGCGAUCCGUCUGGUACUGGAAGUGGGGGAGAAUCAGUUUAUGGAAUCAUUUCUGGUAAAGACGCAAGAUACUAUCAAGGGGAAAGAAAACCAAAAAUAAAACAUGAUCGACCUGGUCUUGUUUCAAUGGUACACUGCGGAGAUAACUUAGUCGGUUCCCAGUUUUUUAUAACUUUAGGAGAAGAUACAACCUGUUCAUUAGAUGAACACAUUGUUUUUGGAACAAUAUCCGAAGGCCAUGACAUUUUACUCAAAUUAAAUGAGACCAUUUGUGAUAACAGUCAUCGACCAUACCAAGAUAUAAGAAUAACGCAUACUAUUAUCUUAGAUGAUCCGUACAGCGACCCCAAUGGUUUGAUUAUUCCCGAUGGUUCUCCAAAACCACCUUUAGAAGUCCUGCAGAGUGAUAGAAUUGGAGCCGAUGAAGACAUAACAGAAGAUGUGGAUAUAGCUGAAUUGGAAGAAAGAAGAGAAAAAAAAGAAGCGUUAGCUCGUGCCACUAUACUAGAAAUCGUUGGAGAUUUACCUUCAGCUGAAAUAGCUCCACCUGAAAAUGUAUUAUUUGUUUGUAAGCUAAAUCCAGUCACUAGUGACGAUGACUUACAAAUCAUAUUUAGUAGAUUUGGGAAAAUUAUAAGUUGUGAAGUUAUAAGAGACAAAAAAUCUGGCAACUCUUUGCAAUAUGCUUUUGUUGAAUUUGACAACCAGAAAUCAUGUGAGGACGCUUAUUUAAAAAUGGAUAAUGUGUUGAUAGACGAUCGACGUAUUCAUGUUGAUUUCAGUCAGAGUGUAUCAAAAAUUAAAUAUUUGGGUAAAGGACGAAUAAAGUAUAUGGAUAAAGAAGACGAAGGUAAAAACAUAAGUGACAAAUAUUCGAAAAAUAGAAAUAAAAAUAAAAACAAUGAUAGAGCUAAACAUGACAACAGAGACAAAAAAUCUGAUUAUCAAUCUGAAAGAUUUAAAAAAGAUGAACAAAAAUACAAGCAUCGAGAUAAUGAUUAUGAAGAUAGAAAUAAAAGGUGUGAAAAAAGUGAUAGUCAUCAAAGAGUUGAUAGAAAUACAAACGAUAGAAGGCAUUCUAAGGAAGAAAUCAUAAAGAAGAAUGAUAGGAACGAUAGAGAGAAGAAAAACGAAAGAGAUGACAGAGAUAAGAAAAGCGAACGACACAGUAGGGAAGAGAGAGAAAAGAAAAGGGAUAGAGAAGAAAAGGAUAAAAGAUAUGAAAAAUACGACAACGGUAGAAGAAAUGAUAAAGAUGAACGAAAUAGAAAAAUUGAAAAACGUGAUAGAAAUACCAGAAAAGACGAUAAAAAUAUUAAAAGGCACAUAUCGCCAAGUAACGAAAAAUAUUCUAGAUCAAACGAUGGUUCAAAGCGUAAGUCAUAUGAUAACGAAAAUGGAUUAUCCAAACAAAAACUAAAUAAAGAAGUAACGCCACUAUCAAAUAGAAAACCAAUUAAAAUACAAGAAAGAAAAAAAACUGUUGAAAAUGAAUUAUCUAAUAAAGAAAUAUCAACCAAAUCGGAUGAAAAAAAGGCAUCUAAAAAUGGAAUAAAAAAAAAGAGAAGGUCACGUAGUUCAAGUACUGUUUCUACGUCAUCAUCUUCUAGUUCAGAUUCAUCUAGUUCAUCAUCCAGUAGUAGUUCAAGUUCAACCUCAUCGUCUAGUUCUAGUUGUGAUACUAAAGUAAUCAAGUAUUAUGAUAAAAAAGGCAAACUAGUUAAAGUGGUGAAGAAUCGAGAUUCUAGUUCUAACUCUGAUCGUAAUCACAAAAGACGUCAUAAAAAAAAAAUAGUUAAAGUAUACAAAAAUAUUAAAAAGAAGAAAAGAAGUACGUCAAUUACAUCAAAUUCAUCUUCUAGCGAUAGCGAGAAUAAUAAAAAGAGAAAAAGAAAAAAACAGGGUUCAAAAAAAAAUAAUAAAAAAGUUAAAGCUUAAAUGUUUUCAUAAUAA
This is a messenger RNA of Adelges cooleyi (spruce gall adelgid), 2695 nucleotides long. RefSeq names its product peptidyl-prolyl cis-trans isomerase sig-7. Gene Ontology annotation, molecular function: peptidyl-prolyl cis-trans isomerase activity; RNA binding. Gene Ontology annotation, cellular component: nucleus. NCBI's taxonomy places the organism in Eukaryota, Metazoa, Arthropoda, Insecta, Hemiptera, Adelgidae. The coding region runs from base 584 to 2680 and encodes 698 amino acids. The transcript has 7 exons. Gene Ontology annotation, biological process: protein peptidyl-prolyl isomerization. The record is from RefSeq and is a predicted model, not a curated record.